This is a messenger RNA of Nicotiana attenuata, 1249 nucleotides long. RefSeq names its product syntaxin-124-like. The record is from RefSeq and is a predicted model, not a curated record. Gene Ontology annotation, cellular component: endomembrane system; plasma membrane; SNARE complex. NCBI's taxonomy places the organism in Eukaryota, Viridiplantae, Streptophyta, Magnoliopsida, Solanales, Solanaceae. Gene Ontology annotation, molecular function: SNAP receptor activity; SNARE binding. The coding region runs from base 239 to 1183 and encodes 314 amino acids. Gene Ontology annotation, biological process: exocytosis; vesicle fusion; intracellular protein transport. The transcript has 2 exons.
AUGAAUUUGGUUUGUUAUUGUCUCUUAAUGAAGGCUUUUCUCUUGUCACCUUCUCUUCUUCUUUUUCCUUUACCAAUUCUUCAUCACCCCUUUGGACAUGGCCAUAAACCUAUCAUUCUAAUUGCAAAUAUUAUAAGGAUUGAAGAGAGAAGGCUUAGACAAGAGAAAAUCAAAGCUAGUUUAGAUUAUAUUUUGAAGAAAUAGAGGAAAGGAAAUUAUUAUUUAAGGUGGCGAAAAGAUGAAUGACUUGUUUUCUCCUUCGUUAAAAAAAUAUCAGGACCUGAAACAACAGGUCCAGAUGGAUGAUCUGGAAGCCGGGGCCGGAGGAGGGUCCGGCCUCGACCCUUCCCAGAAUGAAAGCAUUGAUCUUGCUAAAUUCUUUGAAGAUGUAGAGAAUGUGAAAGAAGAUAUGAAAGAUGUUGAGAAGCUUUAUAAAAGAUUACAAGAAUCAAAUGAAGAGAGCAAAACUGUGCAUAGUGCCAAAACUGUGAAGGAAAUUAGGUCUCGAAUGGACAAUGAUGUGACACAGGUAUUGAAACGAGUUAAGAUCAUCAAAGGAAAGCUUGAAGCUUUGGAAAAAUCCAAUGCAGCUCAUAGGAAAAUUCCAGGUUGUGGUCCAGGAUCCUCUGCUGAUCGAACGAGGACUUCUGUAGUUAGCGGUUUAGGGAAGAAAUUAAAAGUUCUCAUGGAUGAUUUUCAAGCAUUGAGAGCAAGAAUGAAUUCAGAAUACAAGGAAACGGUGGCGAGAAGGUAUUUCACCGUGACAGGAGAGAAAGCAGACGAUGAUCUGAUAGAGAAUUUGAUAUCAAGUGGAGAGAGCGAGUCGUUUCUCCAGAAGGCGAUUCAAGAACAAGGAAGGGGACAAAUUAUGGACACCAUAUCAGAAAUUCAAGAAAGACAUGAUGCUGUAAAAGAAAUUGAGAAGAACUUAAUUGAGCUACAUCAAAUUUUUCUAGACAUGGCUGCAUUAGUGGAAGCACAAGGACAACAAUUGAAUGAUAUAGAGAGUCAUGUGGCACAUGCAAGUUCAUUUGUUAGAAGAGGUACUGAUCAACUCCAAGAGGCUAGAGAGUUACAAAAAAGCUCAAGAAAAUGUACUUGCAUUGCCAUUCUCCUUAUCAUUCUGCUUAUUGUUGUCCUUACUUUUCCACUUUGGUCACCUUUAAUUACUAGCCGAUUAUAGAAAAUAUUAAAAAGAAAAGACCCUUUGGAAAUAUUAUUCAUUGUAAGAAUUUCUUUUCUUUAUUCA